AUGGCCCGCGCUAUUUACUUCUCUUUGGAUCGUUUUCUCCAAGUUUUCGGGCUCAUGAUGGCGUCAUUAUCAUCCAGGUAUUGCCAACUCAUGCUGUCUCAAGGAAUUUGCAGUUCAGUUGGCGUAUCAGCAACCUCCAUGGCCGCUGUCGGAUCUGCUAGUUGUUGGUUCAAAAAGCGGCGCGGAGCUGCCUUUGGCAUCUUUGCCACUGGUUCGAGUCUUGGAGGUGUUCUGAUUCCCCUGAUGCUGAGUUACCUCAGCAGAUCCGUGUGGUAUGGCUGGACUAUACGAAGCGUCGCCUUCAUUCUUCUUGCCCUGCUCCUCAUCGCCAAUCUGGCCAUGAGUUCUCGACCGUUCCCAAGGCAUCUCAAGAGAACACUUGGCACGCCCCUUUCGCGAGAGAACAUAUCUUCUGUUGCUCGUCGGUCUUGCCUUGGUGCCGUUUGGUCUUUUUGCUCCAUUCAUCUUCAUUUCCAGCGUGGCGGAGUCGGAGGGAAUACAAGACUAUUUGGCGCGUAA
Ustilaginoidea virens is the source of this 519-nucleotide messenger RNA. RefSeq lists its product as uncharacterized. Gene Ontology annotation, cellular component: fungal-type vacuole membrane. The coding region runs from base 1 to 519 and encodes 172 amino acids. Gene Ontology annotation, molecular function: transmembrane transporter activity. NCBI's taxonomy places the organism in Eukaryota, Fungi, Ascomycota, Sordariomycetes, Hypocreales, Clavicipitaceae. The record is from RefSeq and is a predicted model, not a curated record. The transcript has a single exon. Gene Ontology annotation, biological process: transmembrane transport.